This is a messenger RNA of Scleropages formosus (Asian bonytongue), 1908 nucleotides long. Its product is annotated as divergent protein kinase domain 1C-like. The coding region runs from base 284 to 1585 and encodes 433 amino acids. NCBI's taxonomy places the organism in Eukaryota, Metazoa, Chordata, Actinopteri, Osteoglossiformes, Osteoglossidae. The record is from RefSeq and is a predicted model, not a curated record. The transcript has 4 exons.
GUGGAGCGACGCAGAGCAGUCGGCCUGCCCACGUUGUGUGUGUGUGAGUGUGUGUGUGUGUGUCUGAGGGCAGGCAGGCGAACAGGAGCAGCGAUGAGAAACACCCCGGAGGGGAACAGGACACACAGUCAGUUCUCGGAGCAGACAAUGGCUGCAUCACGACCCCUGGAUGAUGCGUGGCCGGUUACCCCAGAGAGCCCCCUGCCAGCCGCCGGGGGCCCAGUGACCCGGUCCUGCUGAGUUCAGCGCGAGACGGGUGACGGCAGACUGCCGAGGACCGGCCAUGUGGCCAUCCAGGGGGGACUCCGGGCUCCGGUGGCUCAAGCCGAAGUUCAGCCGGAGGAGCACCCUGCUCAUCGUCCUCUUCUGGUUCGGGAUGUGGGUGUUUCUCAAUGGCCUGCUCUUCGUGCACAGGACCAUGAUCUCAGACUUCUGUACUGAUGACAAGAGUAAGAAGAUCAUACAAAGACUGUGCGACCAGUACAGACGGGGCGUCCUCACCGGGGACCUCUGUGAGGACCUGUGCGUGAGCCGGCGGCUGCAGUACAAGCGAUGCCUUUACUACGAGAAUGGCAAGAAGGUGCUGCAGGCUGACUGGAAGGGCGUGCCUGUGGUGCUCAAGUCCAAGCUUGAGAACUUCUCAUCCUACGAGAGCCUCGGCCUGCUGGAGUACCAGGAUACCCUCGAGCUGUCUGCUAUGGAUGUAGUUCUUUAUGCCACACUGGAGAUGAAGAGCUCACUGGGCCUGGAGGUGAGGAACACCACGGUGCCCCGGCUCUGGGGACGAGGGCUGCGGCGUCGGCACCAGGGGGGACUUUCACGGGCAGAGCUGGCAUCACUCUGGUCCCUCUUGCAGCAGGAGGAAUACACCUUCUUCCGGGUGCUUCAGGACCUCAGCCAACAUGUGGCCAAGGUUCUGGGCUCCUGUGGACACUUCUAUGCUGUUGAGUACCUGGUUGCCGGCCAAGCCUGGAGCCAGCACCUUUUUGCUUUGGAGGAGCUGCUGGGGCUGUCCACCAGAGACAAGGAGACAGGGCGAAGCCAAGGCGGCCUAGUGAGGGACAUAGUGCUUCAGAUUGCCCUCAGCUUCCUCGACAUGGUCCAAUGCUUUGACGGUGACUUUGCACACCGUCUCCAUCUCUGUGACAUCAAGCCAGAGAACUUUGCUGUCAGGAAGGACCUCACGGUGGUUGCAAUCGAUGUGGACAUGGCUUUCUUUGAGCCAAAAAUGAGAGCCAUCCUAGAGCAGAACUGCACGACCGACGAGGACUGCAACUUCUUCGACUGCGUUUCAAGGUGCGACGUGAAGAGGAACAAAUGUGGGUGGAAACGUGUGAAUAGCAACCUUCAGGUGAUCUGUGAUAAGAUCUUCAGACAUUGGUUCUCCCCGACUCUGCUGGGUACCAGGGCAGGGCACCCCCUAGAGGUGGAGCUGCAGCGUGCUGUGCAGGAGUGUGCCGAGGUGGCGGGCGGCGAGAGAACGGAUCGCGGCCGGGUCGUCCAGGAUCGUCUUCUACACCUUCUUACCCAACUUUUGCAGGACGGAGGGGGGCGGAGCAGGAGGGCAGAGCAGGGGGGCGGGUGAAGGGUGAGGACAAGAGGGGCAGGAAAACAAAGAGUGGCGCUACAGCUAUCCUUUUUAUAUUCAAGGCUGAACUUGGGACAGUGAUGGCAGAUGGGUAAUAAGCUCUGUAAAGUGAUCAUGAAGAUCAUAAUAGAGUCUGUGUUAAGUGGUCAGUGCUCCACAGAUAACACAAGCAGUGGCUGCAGGAACAGAUUAAAAUAUCUGUCCAACUCAAUGAAAUAUUGUUCAAAAAAGAAUUUUAACGAUGAAUCGAGAAAAGCGGGAAAUCGCUUUUAUUUAAAAUGUCAUAUCUUGUUGUGCCAAGAAAUUUUUAUGAUGAUGAA